AUGGCAAAAUAUGGAAUUGCUCACCUACUUCUCAAGGCAUGGGCCAAGUCCCGAGGGUUAUAUUCCUCAAAACUUGGUCUUCUUGGAAGUCUUAACAUAUCUGUGAUGCUCGUGCCCAUCUGCAAACUACUGGCAUAUGAUGGGCCAAGCGCAGGAACCACCGACAUCUUGACCACAUUUUUCCAUCACUACCGAAAUUUUGACUGGAAGACGAACAUGGUCCUCGAUCCGUUGUUCCACGGUACUGUCAAAUACCACCGCACACAGCGAGAAUCCAUGUGUCUACUGGGCUGGCACACGCCCUCUCGAAAUACAGCGCUCAAUGCUACAGCUUCUACUAUUCACAUACUUUCUGCAGAAAUAAUGCGAGCCAGUGAUCUCUUGUCGCAGGAAGGGGUCAACUGGGAUACGUUCCUGCGCGGAACGCAAUCGCUGUUGCCAUUCCCUGAGCUUACAGCUUGUAAUGCAGCGGGCUUUUUGGACUCACACAAGUGCUAUAUCAAGAUGAAUGCGAGCUAUUUGGGCUGCUCUCCUAGAAAAGGCAAGAGGUUUGUUGGCUGGUUAGAAUCUCGGUGUCUCAUGGUCCUAGUUGACCUCCAACCGUGGAAGGACGACAAUGCGGGAUACGCAGACUCUGGAGAGGAUUCGGAACUUGACGAUAACGAGUCUGAUGAUGGUAAAGAAGAGCCGGAGGCUGGAACUACAAUAUUCCUAGCACCGCCGAGUUCGGACCCCGCAUGGCGCAACGUAUCACCGUCGGUUCUCAAAGCAGGUGGAUCAGGCAAGCUUCGGACUGCAGCAGAUGUUAUGAAUCGCCUACGCUAG
Metarhizium acridum CQMa 102 is the source of this 825-nucleotide messenger RNA. NCBI's taxonomy places the organism in Eukaryota, Fungi, Ascomycota, Sordariomycetes, Hypocreales, Clavicipitaceae. The record is from RefSeq and is a predicted model, not a curated record.